AUGAAGCUAUGCUUCAGAGGAUUCACGGUCGCUACUGCGCUGUUCGCCAGCAUUGGAUAUUCGCAACCUACUUCGUCCCAGAUACCCCUCGUACCAGCGCAGGAGCCAUGGUCACAAUGGAUGGCUGAUAGUAUCAUUAGUCGCGGCGAUGCCCUACAGGUUAAGCCCAACACCAUGACAUCUACUGUAUUCAAGCACGGCAUGUUCCAAUUGGCAUUGCAGCGAAUGCUACAGCACGUCCCCAGCGAACAGACAAAAGCCCAUUAUUUCAACUAUCUGCAACGGAGCGUUGAGGCGGAACUAGGCCCAGACGGCCGUCUGAAAUACUACGACUUGGAACAUACGCACAUCAUCGAUGACCUGCUUCUGGGGCAUGGACUGCUGUACUUGCACGAAACACUAGGGGAUGAGAAGUACCUGCACGCCGCGAAGCAACUGCGCCAGAGCCUAAAUACGCAGCCGCGCACCCCAGAGGGGAUGUACUGGUACCGAGCAGAUACGUCUCGUCCAGACCUCGAGUAUCCCAAUACUCCCGACCAGGCCUUUGUGGAGCAGAUAUACAUGCUGGCUCCGUUCCUGGUUCGCCAUACAAACCUAGUGGAUAUCGGCAAUGCAACCGCCGUCUACGGCGACGUUCUCCGCCAGUUCGAACUCUUCCAAACCCAUUGCGAGCACACGGACACCCACCUGUGGGCGCAGGGUUAUGAUGACACAAAGCAGAAACCCUGGGCUGAUCCGACGACCGGCGCUACACCUGAGAUUUGGGGUCGUGCCAACGGGUGGAUGGCCAUGGCGCUGGUUGAUACACUUGAGCUGCUGCCUGUAUCGCACCGAUCGGACCUCUGGACCCGGUUGCACACUCUGUAUGUCGAUUUGGUCAAGGCUGCAGCGAAGGCCAUCGACCCUGACACGGGAGCCUGGUGGCAGGUAAUGUCGCAGCCUGGCCGCAAGGGUAAUUUCGUCGAGAGCAGUGCCUCAGGGAUGUUCGUCUACUCCCUGUACAAGGGUCUUCGUUUGGGCUACAUAGAGGACGCAGAGGAUCAAGCAGCAAUUCGUCUCUCAGCGACAAAUGGUUUCCAGGGACUGAUUGAUCAGUUUGUCGUGUAUGAGCCAGAGGGCACACUAGGAUUUAACGGCACAGUGCAAGUCCGUGGACUGGGUGGGAACUUCUCUUACGAGUUUUAUAUCGACGGUAUAAUUGCCUACAAUGAUUUAGAAGGUGCCACCGCGUUUCUGUUUGCCGCUAUCGAGCACGAACUUGCUGAGGAGGCAAGGAAAUCUUGA
Messenger RNA from Penicillium taxi, 1284 nucleotides. RefSeq lists its product as uncharacterized. The transcript has 2 exons. NCBI's taxonomy places the organism in Eukaryota, Fungi, Ascomycota, Eurotiomycetes, Eurotiales, Aspergillaceae. The coding region runs from base 1 to 1284 and encodes 427 amino acids. The record is from RefSeq and is a predicted model, not a curated record. Gene Ontology annotation, biological process: carbohydrate metabolic process.